UCUCUAUUCAUCUGCAAAUACUUUUACAUUCUUCCCAGCUCCAAUCCCCACUCACACACUUCCUUUCCACUAACUCUUUAAAAUAACUUCUGCUUUAAUUCUUAAGCGUGUGUUUGUCGGAUAUUCCACCGGAGCUAAACCUUCAACGGAAAUCAUCUAUUGGACCUCUGCUCUGCUCUAGGUCCAGUUACUAUUGUCAUCAUGGAUUCUCCUCAGUCUGUCAUGUCACCCUUCAAGACUUCUGCCAUUUUCACAGAACCUGAGAAGCAGAACACUGAACUCUUAUUGAAGAACUCGGGCAGUUUGUCUGCAAGAAGAGAGGACUUCAUUGGCCUAAUAGAUGUGUAUAUACACCAGGCUAGGGACAUCCACAACAUCUGUAUAUACCAGAAGCAGGAUGUUUAUGCUAAGCUUUGCCUAACGAGUGAUCCCGACAAUGCUCUCUCCACCAAAAUCAUCAAUGGGGGUGGGAAAAACCCGGUUUUUAAUGAGAAUCUGAGGCUGAAUGUUCGAACCAUCGAGUGUUCUGUGAAAUGCGAGAUAUGGAUGAUGAGCAGGGUGAGGAAUUACAUGGAGGAUCAACUGCUUGGCUUUGCUUUAGUCCCUCUUUCUGAAGUCCUCCUGGGAAAUGGGAAGCUGGAGAAGGAGUUUUCUUUGUCAUCCACUGAUCUCUUCCACUCCCCAGCAGGGUUUGUUCAGCUCUCCCUCUCUUACAAUGGAACUUUACCUGAACUCAUCUCGAUUUCUGCAGAAAAAACCGUGCAAAAUGCAGAGGUGCUCGAGUCCCUAGCCAGCGAAUUCGAGAAAAUCGAGUUCCCAGACCCUAAAAUAAUGAACGAAAACGAUGUGAUGGUGUCUGAGUAUUUUGGGAUCCAAGGCUCCACCUUGGAAUCCCAGAGUUCAGACAGCUUAGUGUCGUCUUCUGACAACGAAAAUCAGCCUAGCCCCGAGGUAGAUGUUCAUGUCGGGGAGAGUUUUCCAUAUCCAAAGCGGGAUUCCCCUCCCAGCAGUGUAUCAACGAACGAACAUCCUGCAAGCUCCCAGUCUUCUGAGGCGCCCGGGGCUUCAAAGACAGCACCCGAGGAGUACAUUUCCCCUUCGAAAGAAUGCAGCAAGGAGAAGAGCUUAUUAGACGAGAGAGAUGCAGAGAGUGCAUUUCCAAAGGCUGUGAUGGCGGUGAGCAUUGAGGCCGAGCAGAAAGUGGUGCAGCAGGAUAUAAUCGACAUGUACAUGAAGAGCAUGCAGCAGUUCACCGAGUCGUUGGCGAAGAUGAAGCUCCCGUUGGAGCUCGAGAGCACCACGACGACAACCAGCUCGGGGAAUUCUAGCUCGGAUCAGAAAUUGCAGACCCCCAAGAGCGCGGGCUCUCGGGUGUUCUAUGGGAGCAGAGCUUUCUUCUGAUUUUCUGAGUGAGUUCUAAUGGUUAGGGUGAGAGUGAUGGUGUUGUGUAACAUGGAAGAACUUCAAUUCUAUCUCUUGUGGUGUUAUAUAUUAUUGUAUGUUGAUUUAAUCCAUCAAAACUAUGUGACAUGUAUGUUUACAGCCUUUGUUAUAUUGCAAACCCUUAUGUUCCUUUCUUUUUA
Molecule: messenger RNA, 1583 nt
Organism: Ipomoea triloba (trilobed morning glory)
Lineage: Eukaryota; Viridiplantae; Streptophyta; Magnoliopsida; Solanales; Convolvulaceae
Exons: 2
Coding region: 202-1401 (399 amino acids)
Source: RefSeq, a predicted model, not a curated record